Mercenaria mercenaria is the source of this 3648-nucleotide messenger RNA. RefSeq lists its product as uncharacterized. The coding region runs from base 314 to 1537 and encodes 407 amino acids. Lineage: Eukaryota; Metazoa; Mollusca; Bivalvia; Venerida; Veneridae. The transcript is spliced from 5 exons. The record is from RefSeq and is a predicted model, not a curated record.
AACAUGUACCGUUUUUACUCGCAGAACAGUGUAGAUAGCAUGAGUGUUACUGAAUAAAAGACUGGAAUGUUUGAUGUGUCUUUUCACAUACAACUUUUAUAUUAGCUUAGUAGGUUACUCACGUCUAGUAUAUGCAUUUUAUAUAACUACCUUGGAAGGAGUAGAGUAACAAUAUGUUUCUCAAUAUAAAUAUGGUUGUACAGUAGGAAGUUUGUGUGAUUUUUUGCUACAGUGUAUUAAAUCUGCGAUUAAUUAAACAUUUAAUUUAUUCCGAAUAACCUUAUUAUAAGAACAAAUUAAAUAUAUGUAAAGAAUGAAGUUAUCUUUGAAGAAAUCAGGGUUGUAUACUUUAAUAAAGGAUCUGAGUCCGACGUCGUCGGGAUCUUCAAAAGGAAUCGUGUCCAAUGGAAUUACCAAAUAUGGACAUUUGGACAAAUUACCGAAUCCGUGCAAAGUCGUUGGAUUUAUGUUUGCCACUAUUGGGGCCUUGGUAACGCUCAGGUGGACCGUUUCCUUCCUUGUUUCUUUACAUGGUACCACUAUAGCACAUUAUUCGCCACCUGAGCCGUGGAAUGAGCAUGAUACAAGCCAAGACUCAUCCGAGCCAAUCACAGACUGCCCAAGAAGUUACGUGUAUGAUGAACUAUCCGAUCGUCUGCAACUUCUGGAAAUGGCGUUCAAAGAACAGGUUUUUGCACGUGAAACCAUUGCACGGGAAAUAAAUGACCAGUCAGAUAUAUAUGGUUCUCUGGACAGAAAACUGGCGUUAUUCUUGGAAAAGUUGGACAAUGUCACACAUGAAUAUGCAAAUCUGGAAUCAAAAUAUAAAGAAUUGUCUGCAAGAGUUAAUUCAGACGAGACGCUAGGGGCGAUAAUUUUGCUGAUUCUCAUGCUGCAGAUGUUUUGUACAUUCAGACCGAGAAUCCUGGAAUUGUUGGGCCCUGUCACAGAUUUCAGACCGGCACUGAAUAAACUGAUCCAACGGCCAAAAAUUGAAAGAAAGACGUCUUCAAACCAAGGAACCCCAAAACAUAUGGUAGGUUUGCGAAACGAAGUUUGCGUCAUAUGUUUUCAACGUGACAGCGCCGACAGCCUCAUUUUGAAAUUAACAGAAGCCAUGUUCCGCCAUCUUGAAGGAUUAAAGGUCACAAUGAAGCCGUUUUACGCUAUAUUUUCAAUGGAAGAUCUCAGAAACAUACCGCAUGUUAAACUUUACGUCAUACUGGUUGAUUUAGAAUCAAGGGGACUUUAUAUCAAUGGAUGUGAGAAAGAUCUUGUAUUCACAACAGUCAAAUACACAAAAUCAAUAGGAGCACAUACGGUAGUAGUUAUUACCAACGACGAAGGAUCCAAGAACCUUACUGCUCACAGCAUCUAUAAUUCCACUUUACGCAUGGUCAAAACAAACGACAAUUUACAGGACCUGGCGGCCAAUGGCAGACUGUUUAGCAUGUGGCAGGAAAUGACGUCACAUCAACUCAGCCAUCUUAGAAGAAUGGUGAAAACAGUGCUUAAUGCUAAACUUAUAAUGAGGUGAUCAUUUCAAGAAUCAGAUCAAAGGUUUCAGUACUAAGAAAUGCAUAUCGCUCUGGCCGUGUCUAGAAACGCGGAACAUCUCAAAGUAUCCAGAUUAUACCGAAACGUCAAAAAUGUCUUGCUCAAGUCUCGAAGGAGUAAUUGUUUUUCCAUGAGAGUUUUUGCCAAUGUAGCCUUCUAUUGUAGCUUAUAGAACAUAACACGAAUUUCAACACAAUUUUAAUUUUCGAACUUCUUGCAUCGAUUGAUUUUUUCAAGAUGUUAUUACUACAACAAUGCAGUAUUAGCUAUAUAUCCUAGAUAAAACACAAUGCUAGAUCCGUCUAACGGUUACUAUUUAGUGGUAAAUUUAUUUUUUAAUUUUUAAUUUUUGUUUUUCUCACAAUAUAAGAGACUGAGUUAUUAGACCUUUAAAAUGGCCAAGUAUUACCUAACCGAUCCUGUUAAUAAUAUACUUUCUAAAUACUUUCAUUUUUAUACAUGUACCUGUUUUGUGUACACGAUUUUAUCCUACAACGGUUUUAAAAAUGUUACAAUAAUAUACUUAAGCCAAUUGCAAAUGCAUUUUGCUCUAUCUUUUAUUACUAUUGUAUCAUUAAAUUAAACACACAGCACCUGCAGCUGAAAUCCGGAGAAAAAUUGAAAACUGGGACAGUUGAAUGAGAUGUUGAAUUAGUUAUUGCCACAUAAUAUCAGCUUUACUUUUAUUGUCAUGAUUUUGUUACAUAUUCAAAGUUGAAGACGUGUAUAAGACAGUUUGACAUUAAAAGUGAAACGUAUGUAAUUAGUUAAAUAAGCAUUUGUCUAGUCAAGUAAAAACAAAACAAAACAAAGCCAAAGAUAGAAUUGGAACAAUCAUAUUCACAGAAUGCAGCUUGUUCACACUGAAAACAUAUAGCAGUGAAUAUAUGGGUGUGUACAUAAUGAAACUAUAAACACAAUUACUUAAGCAAAGUAAAAAGUUCAGACAACUAACACAUGUCAAACGAAUGAAAACACAUUUGGGCACCGCGACGGAACGGCAAGUGGGCAAAUGUCACUGGGAAAAUCACAGCGGUUUUUGGUGUACCAUAUUACAUUCGUAACCACAACAAUAUAUAACAGUAAUGGGGCAGUGUAAAGUGACUUCUUACACUUCACUCAAUGACAUUUCAGAAGGCAGAGGACCAAGAGAAACACCGUUAUGUCGGCAUUGGUACUACAGAUCGAUACAUUAUACCUUUACUAAUCCUAUCUGUUAUUUAUUACUACACCUGUUUAUAUAUACUAGUACAUUCGUAUAUAUGAUAUCUGUUGCAUGCAAAAAUAUGAUAUCAGCUUCUUGAAAUACUGUGUGAUAAUUCACUUUAUCAUCAAAUUGUUAAAAACUCUUUUUUUUAAAUGAACAUUCUGACAAAAACGUCUCUAGCAGAGCAGCAAUGGUAAAUCAUUUACAAACGAAUAUAUCAUAGUUGUCUUUUUGUACACAAAUAUUGUGUUUAAACACGUUUUUAUUUUCCACUAUGCGAACAUAAGUAUAAAAAUGUUAAAAUUUCUGUUACUGAUAUAAACAAAAGUUUUGUAAAAUUCACAAUUGUAAAAUAAUUUUUGGUUAUUUAAAAGAUAUUGAAAUCAAUUUACUUUAUUUAUUGUGUUUCUGUUUUUGAAAAUUUAUGGUUAUACCUUUGCAUGAAGGGAAAGAUUUAACAUAUCAAAGCAGGUCAGUCACGAUGGGAUAUCACUUCGUUUAAACAAAAUUUAUUGACAUAAUUGCAGUCGUUACAAUAUUACAAGAAGAUAGAGUAGGAUUUAGAAACUCUCUCCCAGUCUUCCAUUUGUUCAUAUGAAAAAGGAAUAUGUAGCAUCCAACUUAACAGGCUUGAAUACAAGCUUAAGUAAUCUAAACUGUACUGCCUCAGAAAAGCUCGUUCAUUUUGCAUGUAUAAGUACAUACAAAGUACAGUGUAUGUGAAUCUGUCUGAAAUAUCCUGUAACCCUGCAGCAACUUGCAUUUUAAGUACAAUAUUACUUUAAUAGAAUAAUUUGUGUUAAACUUUCUUUAAUUCUAACAUGUACUAAUAUGUAUUAUGUUGUGUUCUCUGUGUUUAUUAAAGUGCAAGUUAUGUUUUUAUA